AUGCUGGCAAUUUUCGCUAAGGUAACAAUGUCGCCACCGACAACUGGACGACGACAUGUGAACUUUUCUUCUUCCGAAUUUUCUCCUCUUCUUCUUCUUCUUCUUCUUCUUCUUAAUCAUGUUCUUUUUUCCGCAUUUUUUCUGCUUCCGAACUUUCUUCUCCUUCAUCCAAAUUAUGUUCUUUUUCCGCAUUUUCUUCUUCGUCUUUUUUCGAAUUUCCUUCUUUUUCCAAAUUUUCUUCCGAAUUAUCUUGUUUUUCCUCUGCUUCUACUUCAUCUUCUUCCGAAUUUUCUUCUUCUUCUUCUUCUUCUUCUUCUUCUUCUUCUUCAGAACCUUUCUUCUUUUUUGUCUUCCUUUUUUUCUUUUUUCGAAUUUUCUUCUUUUUCUCCUUCGGAUAACUUUGUUCGUCUUCUUUCGAAUUUUCUUCUUUAUUCAAUAAAAUUAUCUUCAUUUCUUUUCAUUUUUCUCAAGGGAAUAUCAAAUAGAAUUUCCUUCUUUCUUGUCGCCAUCUUUUAA
Acanthosepion pharaonis is the source of this 516-nucleotide messenger RNA. NCBI's taxonomy places the organism in Eukaryota, Metazoa, Mollusca, Cephalopoda, Sepiida, Sepiidae. The record is from the annotation of a GenBank genome assembly.